AUGUGCCGCGCCCGGCAGUUCGCUCUCGCUGAGCUCAAGGCGCUGGCGAAGAGGGCGCCUGAGGCGGUGGUGGCCACUGAAGGUGCAGUAGUUGCCAUUCUCCGGGUGGUGGAGAAGCUUUCGCCGGGUGACCAGGAAAUGGAGGAUGCCAAUGUGGAGGCCUUGCAGGAUGCCUUGGAGUGCUUGGGCUGCCUCAUGGAUGACGUGACCAAAGGUGUCAAGAGCGAGAACAAACAUGUGGAGAAUAUUUCCUCGGCCAAGAGGGAGAAGGAGGCGGACGAUACACGGGGUCAACUUGUGGCAGAGCUUGUGGUGAAGCACUCGCAGAACGGCAAGCAACUGCUGCGGCUUCUUUCCGCUGGCGAGACGGCCACACAGUACGACGCGAUGCUCCUGCUGCAGAAGAUCUACCGGCGACUGCCCGAGCCGGUGGAUUCAGCCAUCCUGGCGGAUCCCGGGUCCUUGGGCCAGCUGAUGCACAUCUUGCAGAGCUCGCCCAUUGACUACGUGCGCAACGAGUCUCUGGGGCUGUUGCUGCUGAUCACGGAGAGCAACACAGACAUUCAGACCAUCGUCACAGUGCAGGGCUUCAUUGAGGCCAUUUUCACGCUGCUGGAGGAGGAGGACUUGACGGCCGGGGGCAAAGUGGCGAAGGACCUCCUGCAGUGCUUGAUCAACGUGGUGGGGAACACCACAUGCCAGAAGUACCUGCGUGAAACUAAUGGGGCGGCCUCAAUCGUCAACGCGAUCUCCCUGGCGAUCACGGGGCGCCCCGCUGAAGAGGAGGAGGAAGAAGAUGAAGAGAGGUUGGUGACGGACAGCCGCUGGGCGUGUCUUGGCAUGUUGGUGGACGCCGCCUUGCUCCUGGCAAAGACGGAGGAGGCCAACCGCCUGGCACUGGUGCGGGCGGGCGCCUUGGAGCUGUUGCGGCACCUGGCGCAGAACCUGGAGGAGGCGCAGCUGCGCUUGGUGCAGCUCUUCGAGGCUCUGGAGCCCUGCCCGCAGGCCGCCGAACGUUUGCAGACCUACUCGCGGUCCUCAACGCUUUUUUCGGCAAACCUGGCGUGA
Messenger RNA from Effrenium voratum, 1068 nucleotides. NCBI's taxonomy places the organism in Eukaryota, Dinophyceae, Suessiales, Symbiodiniaceae. The record is from the annotation of a GenBank genome assembly.